AUUUCUGAAGUGAGACUAGGAAGAGAAGAUGAACAAUUCCCUGGAUUAUCUGGCCUAUCCUGUUAUCGUCUCUAAUCACAGGCAAAGCACAACCUUCAGAAAGAAACUGGACUUUGGCCACUACAUAUCUCACAAGAAUAGAAUACAAAUAGCGAAGCCUACUGUUGAUACCAAACCUCCAGUGGCGCACACACAUCACAUUUUAAAAUUGAGCAAACUACAGGGUGAACAAAAGAAAAUCAACAAAAUCGAGUAUGAAAACAAGCAACUGUGUCAGAAAAUCGCAAAUGCCCAUCGUGGCCCUGCCAAGGUGGAUUGCUGGAAUGAAUAUUUUUCCAAGAGCUUAAACAGAGAAACGAGGAACCGCGAGCUAGUGAGAAUCACCAUGGAAAACCAGGGCAUUCUGAAGAGGCUUGUUGAUCGCAAACCCCACUAUGACCGUAGGGCAUCUGAAAUGGACUGGCAGAAUUCAAGGCGCUAUAUCAGAAAUACCACGAGAUAUCUUCUCUCCCGAAAUGAAUAGGUUACUCACCAUGGAAAAGGUACAAGAGAAGGCCCUGGAAUUUCCUGGCUGCUUAGGAUCUUAAGACACUCCUGGGUGGCUGAAUGCUCAAUCUUCAGAUGCUUCAAUAAAGCUUGGAGCAUAAAAUGUGUAAGUUACAUUUAGGGGACCCAAAGGCUCUACGUUCUCAUUCCCAAAUGGAGCAGGCAGAAGGAAAGAUGCAAUGAGCAUUUUUAUUUGGGGCUAUGAAAAGAAGUUUUAACGAGAGAAAGAGAGAGAAAUCUGAGAGAACUCUUUAAAACAUACACCAUCAUCACCAUCCCACGGAAGAAGAAAAGCUGGGGUGAGAUCAUCCAGCCACAAGUAUAGCACUGUCAAAAUGGAAAACAAAAUCACAUGACAACAUCAAGGUUCAGAAAACACAAGGAACAAGUGCCGUUAGUUCCUCUGUGAAUAUACACAAU
Messenger RNA from Piliocolobus tephrosceles (Ugandan red Colobus), 966 nucleotides. It is a transcript of the gene CFAP97D1, whose product is annotated as CFAP97 domain containing 1. The record is from RefSeq and is a predicted model, not a curated record. Bases 29 to 523 code for a protein of 164 amino acids. Gene Ontology annotation, biological process: sperm axoneme assembly. NCBI's taxonomy places the organism in Eukaryota, Metazoa, Chordata, Mammalia, Primates, Cercopithecidae. The transcript is spliced from 6 exons.